AUGUUUUUCGUAAGACACAAUAUCCUUCUCUUAUUUCUCUUGGCAUGUUUGGCUUUGUUUGUCACGGCCACUCCAGUCAAAGAAGACAAAAAGGUUAAAUCACCACCUCGUAGCCUGAGAACAAUAAAGACACAAAGGUCCGUGUCGGAACGAGAUGUAUGGUCACCAAGAAAGUCAGCAGCACAAAGUACAUCACCUUCAUCUGCUGGAAGCCCUGAUUUUGAAGCGGGAUCUCCGACGAUGUUUUCACCCAAGAGUCCACCAGGAAAGAAUCAAUUUGGAAAAAGUGUUACAUCAAUCGGUGUAGACACAUCUGACAUCUCACCUGAAAAGCAAUUUUCACAAGGUCCAAGGUCAUAUGGCGUUAUCAUAAGAUCAGCAUCAGCUGAGCAAGUGGGAAAGCAAGGUGUCUCGGAACGUUUUUCUUCUUUAGGGAGAAGUUCAUUACAUACAGUCCCAUCGCCGAACCGUUCAGGACCAUCCUCGCCGAACCCUUCUGGACUUUCCUCGCCAAACCGUUCAGGACCUUCUUCGCCAAACCGUUCCGGACCUUCCUCGCCAAACCGUUCAGGACCUUCCUCGCCAAACCGUUCAGGACCUUCCUCGCCAAACCGUUCAGGACCUUCCUCGCCGAAUCGUUCAGAAUCUCCCUCGCCAUCUUUACAUGUCGUUCGAAAGAAGUUGAUAAGAUCAUUAGCUUUCAGAAAAUCGGACGAUACGAUCAUCAAAGCUUUAGUGGCUAAACAUUCAGAAUCACAAGGUUUGCCAAACGGUACACUUUCUCGCAUCAAAACGAAAUUGUUAAGAAAACAAUCUUCGUUUUCUUCAAAUGAAGGUUCUUCUCAUGGUAGUUCUAGUGGAAGGAGCAAUCGUUCAAGAGGCAGUAGCGGCAGUGGCGGUUCAACUAACGGCAAGAAAAAAGAAAGACGAAUUUAUCUCAAAAGACCUUUUGACAAUCUUGGAGAUCAAACACCAAGUCCAAAAUCUAGUAUUUGUAGAAAACCCGGUUGCAAUCACAAGAGUGCAAAAACGUGCAAUCGAAAAGCAGGAAGAAGGUUUUGA
Messenger RNA from Meira miltonrushii, 1062 nucleotides. RefSeq lists its product as uncharacterized. The record is from RefSeq and is a predicted model, not a curated record. Bases 1 to 1062 code for a protein of 353 amino acids. Lineage: Eukaryota; Fungi; Basidiomycota; Exobasidiomycetes; Exobasidiales; Brachybasidiaceae. The transcript has a single exon.